Podospora bellae-mahoneyi is the source of this 822-nucleotide messenger RNA. RefSeq lists its product as uncharacterized. Bases 149 to 676 code for a protein of 175 amino acids. The transcript has 2 exons. The record is from RefSeq and is a predicted model, not a curated record. Lineage: Eukaryota; Fungi; Ascomycota; Sordariomycetes; Sordariales; Podosporaceae.
ACUGCCAAAAUUACAGUGGUUGACGUCACACCACAACGCCUACAAUAGCAGACCCACCAGGCAUCGCCGUCACUCAUGCUCUUUUACAAACUGGCUAUUUUCACCUCAUUCUCACCAAACCACAUCAACAACAAAACGAGCAUACAAGAUGCCUACCCUCUCAGAAGUCGUCAAACGCGACCAUGCGCGCAUCACCGACGCAUAUCACGUCCUCGUGGAAACCAAGCCCGAGGAGCGCAACGCCGAUGAGUUUGUUUGGGCCCUAGCCCGCUACCUUAUUGUCGAGAACCUCGCUCUUAUCCCAGCCUUGGAGUACCAUAUCUCCGGGGGAUCAGAACGACAGCGGCGGUUGUCUGAUGACUACAACAGUAUCAACGCGAAACUCCGCCACAUGGCCAAAUACGACCCAUCAGAGGAGAGCUUCGAGUCGGCACUCAAGGCCAUCUGGCUUGAUCUGGAGCCUCACAUCCGGGAAGAGACCGAUGGGGACCUUGACGAACUCGAACGCAAGAUGGAGCCUGAGGAUUCACGAAAGCUGGGGCAAAAGUACGAGACACUCAGAGACAUGUUGCAGCGUCCAUAUGGCGCGUUUGGGGUUCCAAAUGCUGAAAUCAUGGAUGACGUGCUUGGCACCACAAAAGAGCAGCUGAUGGAGAGAAUGGGCAACGGAAUCUGAUGGACAGGCCAACACCAUGAUAGGUAUACUAUUUACCUGGCCAGACAGAGACCUAAUCAUACUCAUAACCAAAGACUCUCUGCAGACCAUCAUGGAAGCGAUAGAAUCCACCAAUGUGAUGAAUUUAAGGGGCUAAAAAGGGGCGA